AGGUAGCGAGCCGACAACCACUGCUUGAGAGAUGGUCAUUGUUACUCGGGGCGACUAUAUAUGGAUCGAGCCCGUCUCAGGAAAAGAGUUUGAUGUAGCUAUCGGCGCCCGAGUCGUUUCUGCGGAAGGCAGACGAAUUCAAGUCAGAGACGACGAUAAUAAGGAGCAAUGGCUAACACCGGAGAGGAGGAUAAAGGCAAUGCAUGCGACGUCGGUACAAGGCGUCGAGGACAUGAUAAGUUUAGGCGACCUCCACGAAGCCGGAAUCCUUAGGAAUUUGCUUAUACGCUACAAUGAGAAUCUCAUUUAUACUUACACCGGUUCGAUUCUCGUUGCUGUUAAUCCCUAUCAGAUUCUGCCGAUCUAUACAGCCGAGCAGAUAAAAUUAUAUAAAGAUCGUAAGAUCGGCGAGCUACCUCCUCAUAUAUUUGCUAUUGGCGAUAACAGUUAUGCUCACAUGAAUCGUUAUGGGCAAGAUCAAUGCAUCGUUAUAAGUGGCGAAAGUGGAGCGGGCAAAACAGAAAGUACAAAAUUAAUUUUACAGUAUUUGGCGGCUAUUAGCGGAAAGCACUCGUGGAUCGAGCAGCAGAUUUUGGAAGCAAAUCCUAUACUCGAAGCUUUUGGAAAUGCAAAAACGGUCAGAAAUGAUAAUUCGUCCAGGUUUGGAAAAUAUAUCGAUAUUCAUUUCAGCGAACAAGGAGUUAUAGAAGGAGCAAAAAUCGAACAAUAUCUAUUGGAAAAAUCACGAAUAGUCUCACAGAGCUUAGACGAACGAAAUUAUCAUAUUUUUUAUUGCAUGCUGGCUGGUUUAAUGAAAGAAGAAAAACAGAAACUUGAAUUAGAAGAAGCAUCGACGUAUAAGUACUUAAUAGGUGGUGGAAGUAUUACGUGCGAGGGUCGCGAUGAUGCCGCUGAAUUUUCGGAUAUUCGCUCGGCAAUGAAAGUUUUACUUUUUAGCGACAGCGAAAUAUGGGAAAUUCUAAAGCUACUCGCGGCUGUGUUGCACAUGGGUAAUGUAAAAUACAAAGCUACGGUUAUUGACAAUCUCGAUGCAACGGAAAUACCCGAGCAAACUAAUGUUAAAAGAGUUGCUCAGUUGCUGGGCGUACAAGUUCAGUCUCUCAUCGAUGCUCUGACACGUAGAACAAUUUUCGCGAGCGGUGAGACUGUUGUUUCUACAUUAUCGCGAGAUCAGUCGGUAGAUAUUAGAGAUGCUUUUGUAAAAGGCAUUUACGGCAGAUUAUUUAUACACAUAGUGAAAAAAAUUAAUGAAGCAAUAUUCAGGCCAAAACAUGCAUCUCGAAGCGCUAUUGGAGUACUCGAUAUUUUUGGCUUUGAAAAUUUUAAUCAUAAUAGUUUUGAACAAUUUUGUAUUAAUUACGCGAAUGAAAAUUUGCAACAGUUUUUUGUACAACACAUUUUUAAAUUGGAACAAGAAGAGUAUAACCACGAAGGGAUAAAUUGGCAGCACAUAGAAUUUGUUGAUAAUCAAGACGCAUUAGAUUUAAUUGCCAUAAAACAAUUAAAUAUAAUGGCACUGAUCGACGAAGAGGCGAAGUUCCCUAAGGGUACAGAUCAGACAAUGCUUGCGAAAAUUCAUAAAACUCAUGGAACACAUCGAAAUUAUUUGAAGCCUAAAUCCGACAUUAAUACUUCAUUUGGUCUAAAUCACUUCGCUGGUGUCGUAUUUUACGACACACGAAGUUUUCUCGAAAAAAAUAGAGAUACGUUUAGCGCCGACCUCUUACAGUUAAUACACAUAUCGUCGAAUAAAUUCCUGCAGACCUGUUUCGUAGAAGAUAUCGGUAUGGGAUCGGAAACAAGAAAAAGGGCUCCCACGCUUUCGACGCAAUUUAAAAAAUCUUUAGAUGCCCUAAUGAAAACUUUGUGCAAUUGCCAACCUUUUUUCAUCCGAUGUAUAAAGCCCAAUGAAUAUAAAAAGCCAAUGAUGUUCGAUCGAGGCCUUUGUUGUCGACAAUUGCGCUAUUCUGGAAUGAUGGAGACAAUAAGGAUAAGACGGGCAGGGUAUCCAAUUCGUCAUUCUUUCUCGGAGUUUGUUGAACGAUAUCGGUUCCUUAUACCCGGUAUACCUCCAGCACACAAGACUGAUUGCCGAUAUGCAACGACGAAACUCUGCCAUGUGGUACUGGGCAGAUCGGACUAUCAGCUCGGCCACACCAAAGUAUUCCUCAAAGAUGCCCACGAUUUGUUUCUCGAGCAAGAGCGCGACCGCGUGCUCACACGAAAAAUUCUCAUUCUUCAAAAGAACAUCCGCGGUUGGGUUUAUCGGCGACGCUUCCUACGCAUGCGAGCCGCUGCCAUAAAAAUCCAGAAGCACUGGCGCGGCUUCGCACAACGUCAGCGAUACAAGCGCAUGAGGAUUGGCUACAUGAGGCUACAAGCCCUCAUUAGGUCUAGGGUACUGUCGCACAGGUUCCGGCAUUUGAGAGGUCAUAUUGUAGCGUUGCAAGCAAGGGCGAGGGGCCACCUGGUGAGGCGCGCCUACAGGAAGAAAAUGUGGGCGAUAGUCAAAAUACAGGCGCACGUGCGGCGAAUGAUAGCCCAGAGGAGAUACAAGAAGCUCAAGUACGAGUAUAGGCUGCACAUAGAAGCUUUAAGGCUGAGAAAAAAGGAAGAGAGGGAGCUAAAGGAUCAGGGCAAUAAGAGGGCCAAAGAAAUUGCUGAUCAACAUUUCAGGGAACGUAUGCAAGAAUUAGAAAGGAAAGAAAUCGAAAUGGAAAUGGAAGACAGACGUCGGAUGGAGAUAAAAAAGAAUCUUAUUAACGACGCUGCGAAGAAACAGGAUGAACCCGUGGAUGAUAGUAAACUCGUCGAGGCGAUGUUUGAUUUCUUACCGGAUUCCAGUAGUGAAGCGCCAACACCAGCCAGAGAAACUUCAGUAUAUAAUGAUCUUCCCGCGCCCAAAGCCGAUCAACAAGAAAUCAUUAGCCCCAUGCAAACAGCAUCGGAAGACGAAGAAGAUUUGUCGGAAUUCAAAUUCCAAAAAUUUGCCGCAACUUACUUUCAAGGCAAUAUUACGCAUCAGUAUUCGAGGAAACCACUUAAGCAUCCACUCUUACCUCUACACACACAAGGGGAUCAAUUGGCCGCACAAGCUUUGUGGAUUACAAUUCUACGAUUUACAGGAGACUUGCCAGAACCCCGAUUUCAUACGAUGGACAGAGACAAUACUUCGGUCAUGUCGAAGGUUACCGCUACACUUGGUCGGAAUUUCAUCAGAAGUAAAGAAUUUCAAGAGGCACAGUUAAUGGGAAUGGAUCCUGAAUCAUUCCUCAAGCAAAAACCACGAUCUAUCCGCCACAAGCUCGUGUCCCUCACUCUGAAGCGUAAAAACAAGCUCGGCGAGGAUGUUCGGCGCCGACUUCAAGAAGACGAGUACACAGCCGACAGCUAUCAAUCCUGGCUUGAAGCUCGACCCACUUCGAAUCUCGAGAAGCUCCACUUCAUCAUUGGCCAUGGCAUACUUCGGGCCGAGCUCCGCGAUGAAAUCUAUUGUCAAAUAUGCAAGCAACUCACGAACAAUCCAUCAAAAUCCUCCCACGCCCGGGGUUGGAUUCUACUCUCGCUCUGCGUCGGCUGUUUCGCCCCUUCGGAAAAGUUUGUCAACUACUUGAGGGCAUUCAUACGCGAGGGUCCACCAGGCUAUGCUCCGUACUGCGAGGACAGAUUGAAGCGAACCUUUAACAAUGGGACACGCAAUCAACCGCCAAGCUGGUUGGAGCUCCAGGCGACUAAAUCCAAGAAGCCAAUAAUGCUGCCUAUUACUUUCAUGGAUGGCAAUACCAAAACACUUCUUGCUGACUCGGCGACCACGGCACGAGAAUUGUGUAAUCAGUUGUCGGACAAGAUAUCGCUCAGGGAUCAGUUUGGUUUCUCUCUGUACAUCGCACUUUUCGAUAAGGUUUCGUCGCUGGGCAGUGGAGGCGAUCACGUGAUGGACGCAAUUUCGCAGUGCGAACAGUACGCGAAGGAACAAGGCGCACAAGAAAGGAACGCGCCGUGGCGUCUGUUCUUUAGGAAGGAAAUAUUCGCCCCGUGGCACGAGCCAACGGAAGAUCAGGUAGCGACAAAUCUGAUUUACCAGCAGGUCGUGCGGGGCGUGAAAUUCGGGGAGUACAGAUGCGACAAGGAGGAAGACUUGGCGAUGAUCGCGGCCCAGCAAUACUACAUUGAAUAUCACACGGACAUGAACGUGGAAAGGUUGUUCACCUUGUUGCCGAAUUACAUUCCCGAUUAUUGCUUGACGGACGUCGACAAGGCCAUCGAGAGAUGGGGUCACCUCGUGUUGCAAGCUUACAAAAAAAGUUAUUACUUAAAAGAAAAAGUACCUGCUCUUCGAGUCAAGGAGGAUAUCGUUGGUUACGCAAAAUUUAAAUGGCCAUUACUCUUUUCUCGCUUCUACGAAGCGUACAGAAACUCCGGACCAAAUCUUCCGAAAAACGACGUCAUCAUCGCCGUCAACUGGACCGGUGUUUAUGUCGUAGACGAUCAAGAACAAGUGCUUUUAGAAUUAUCAUUCCCCGAAAUUACCACCGUUUCUAGUCAAAAAACAAAUAAGAUGUUCACUCAAACGUUCAGCUUAUCGACGGUACGAGGCGAGGAGUUUACUUUCCAAAGUCCCAGCGCCGAGGAUAUUCGCGACUUAGUCGUAUACUUUCUGGAGGGUCUGAAAAAACGUAGCAAGUACGCUAUAGCCUUGCAGGAUUACAAGGGCGCGGGAGAAAGCUCGACGUUCUUAACGUUCCAGAAGGGAGAUCUUAUAACGCUAGACGAGGACGGCGGCGACGAGACAGUUUACAAUUCGGGUUGGUGCGUCGGUGUGUGUGAGCGAACGGGCGAAAAGGGCGACUUCCCCUCUGAAACUGUUUACGUGCUGCCGUCGUUGUCGAAGCCUCCGAACGAUAUUUUGUCAUUAUUCAGUGUUAACGGGAAUGAAAAUGGACGAAGACUGUAUCCUCAACAAAUGAAUGGCGUUGAAACUCGUGACAAACCGCAUACCCUAAUGGAAUAUGCGAUCGAUCAUUUUCGGCCCCCUCCAAAGAAGACCAUGUCAAAAGCAUUGACAUUAACGACAGCGCGACGAGGGCACCCUGACGAAUUAUGGCGUCAUUCUCGCGAGCCACUGAAGCAGCCGUUGUUACGAAAAUUAGUGUCCAAAGACGAAUUGGCAGACGAGGCUUGCUUCGCCUUCAACGCCAUUCUAAAAUACAUGGGGGAUUUGCCAACGAAGAGGCCGCGCGUCGGCAAUGAGUAUACGGACUUGAUUUUCGACGGACCGUUAAAGAAUGAAAUUCUCCGGGACGAAAUUUAUUGUCAAAUAAUGAAACAGCUGACCGAUAACAGGAAUAGGCUGAGCGAGGAACGCGGUUGGGAACUGAUGUGGUUGGCAACGGGUCUUUUCACAUGCAGCCAGAGCCUUUUAAAGGAAUUGACAUUAUUUUUACGGACACGGCGUCAUCGCAUAUCGCAAGAUUCUUUGCAAAGGCUACAAAAAACUUUACGAAAUGGUCAACGAAAAUAUCCACCGCAUCAAGUGGAAGUCGAAGCAAUUCAGCACAAAACUACCCAAAUAUUUCACAAAGUAUAUUUUCCAGAUGAUACGGACGAAGCAUUUGAAGUCGACUCUUCAACUAGAGCUAAGGAUUUCUGCCAAAAUAUUGCACAGCGUUUAAAUUUAAGGUCUUCCGAAGGUUUUAGCUUAUUUGUAAAAAUUGCCGAUAAAGUUAUUUCUGUACCGGAAGGUGACUUUUUCUUUGAUUUCGUUCGUCAUUUGACCGAUUGGAUGAGGAAAGCUCAUCCCACCAGAGACGGCUUAUCUCCACAAUUUACGUAUCAAGUAUUUUUUAUGAAGAAAUUAUGGACCAAUACUGUACCUGGUAAGGAUCGAAAUGCCGAUUUAAUAUUUCACUUUCACCAAGAACUACCGAAGUUGCUGAGAGGAUAUCAUAAGUGUACAAAGGAGGAAGCUUCAAGAUUAGCAGCAUUAGUAUAUAGAGUUCGAUUUGGAGAAAGUAAACAAGAGCUGCAAGCAAUACCUCAAAUGUUAAGGGAGCUUAUACCUGGCGAUUUAGUAAAAACACAAAGCUCAAACGAAUGGAAACGUUCUAUAAUUGCCGCAUACAAUCACGACGCCGGGAUGAGUCCCGAGGAUUCCAAAAUAACAUUUUUAAAAAUAGUCUAUCGAUGGCCAACAUUUGGAUCAGCAUUCUUUGAGGUAAAGCAAAGCACCGAACCAGACUAUCCUGAGCUGCUUUUAAUUGCUAUAAAUAAGCAUGGAGUCAGUUUGAUUCAUCCACAAUCAAAGGAAAUAUUGGUGACGCACCCAUUCACAAGAAUCUCUAAUUGGUCUUCCGGUAAUACGUACUUCCAUAUGACAAUAGGCAAUUUAGUUCGAGGCUCUAAAUUAUUGUGCGAAACGUCUCUUGGAUAUAAAAUGGAUGAUUUAUUAACUUCUUACAUUUCGCUGAUGCUUACGAAUAUGAAUAAGCAGCGAACGAUACGGAUAAAGUGAACG
Ceratosolen solmsi marchali is the source of this 6535-nucleotide messenger RNA. It is a transcript of the gene ck, whose product is annotated as unconventional myosin-VIIa ck. Bases 32 to 6532 code for a protein of 2166 amino acids. Gene Ontology annotation, molecular function: ATP binding; protein binding; cytoskeletal motor activity. Gene Ontology annotation, cellular component: cytoskeleton; myosin complex. The transcript is spliced from 27 exons. The record is from RefSeq and is a predicted model, not a curated record. NCBI's taxonomy places the organism in Eukaryota, Metazoa, Arthropoda, Insecta, Hymenoptera, Agaonidae.